AUGGAGAAAUCCGAAACCCCUUACCCAUUCGAAUACGACAGUCAUAAAAGUUAUGGAGAUCUUGAAGUCAUCCCGGGAUAUGUAAUGGAAGCCAGAAGAAGCCACAGUGGGCUACAGGGUGACUCUCAAUCGGAGGCGGGAAGGGGUUACGGAAAUCUCGAAGUUGUUCCUGAAAAUGGGAAGGAGGUCGUAUACAACUGCGAUGCUCCAAUUUGGGUGUCCGGUCCAGGUAGAGGUUUUGGGAGACUUGAGGAGACCACAGCCAACAAUGGACUGCGAAAAGGCUCGAUAUGUGGACUACAACCUCCAACUUUCUGGAUUUUACUAGUGGUUAUAGUAUUAGUGAUUGGUGGCGCCGUCGGUGGAGGAAUUGGAGGAGCAUUGGCCGUUCGAAAUCGAGACGGCGCGUCUCCAACAAGUGGAAGCAAUACCAAUCCUAGUACGACGUUAUCGAGCAACACUGGCACGAUCACCGCAACUUCAUUACCCAUAACAUCAUCUUCAUUACCCAUAAUAUCAUCUGCAUUGCCCAUAACAUCGUCUGCAUCCGGCACCACUACAAUUGCCACCGCAUCAACAACUUCCUCGGCACCCGUUACCUCGGGCACAACAGGGUUAGCAGCAAACCCAUGUCCCGGGCAGAACCUAACGACGAUUCAAGGAUCGGAUGACUCGAUUUUCACAUUGCUAUGCAGCGUCGACUGGCCCAAUGGGGAGAAUUCGGCAUACGGCAACGAGACAGUCACCGAUUUGAGCAUCCCAACGACUGCAUAUACGUUGAAAGAAUGCAUUGCGGACUGCAUAGACUUUAAUACCGCAGCACCAGAUGAGUCACCCUGCAGAGCCGUUGUAUAUGCUGCCAACCUGACGGCUUCAUUUGACGGCGGGCAAGGUGGGAAUUGCUUCCUGAAGAAUACUGUCGGCAGAUACUUUCCUAGUUCGGAUACUUCGAUGGCUGCUGGGAUCUUGGGAGGGGGUAGUUUCUAG
Molecule: messenger RNA, 987 nt
Organism: Penicillium cinerascens
Lineage: Eukaryota; Fungi; Ascomycota; Eurotiomycetes; Eurotiales; Aspergillaceae
Exons: 2
Coding region: 1-987 (328 amino acids)
Source: RefSeq, a predicted model, not a curated record